UUCAAACGUUUUCUUAGUUGCUCAUUUGCUCCACUGUCGUUGGCAUGACAACAGAUCCGGGUAUUUUCCGGCAAGCCCGAUGCUUGCAGGCAACGUUAAAGUGAUUCCAGUUUUCGUUAAUGCAGGACGUGAGUUAAUGAAUGGGGUAAAAAAUAUUAGCGCUAAGAGAAAUCUUGAUUUUAUAUCAGCAAAUAGGUUCUGUCUAAAAAUGCUGAUGGUAUAAUCACCGGUUGUUAGAAACCAUAAGUGUAAUAUUUCACCAAUCUACUUGCAUUUGUUAUUUUCACUACUCGUUGGAGAAAAACACAAGGUGGGACAGCGUAACAAAAUGCAAAAAAAGAUGAUGAGUUACCGGCAUUGAUUCGAACGUCAGUUGGCUGUUUUUGGACUGAAAGAAAUCAACUGAAGAUCUCGACGUGAAAUCCACUAAGUGGUUUGAAAAGUAUCAAACUAGGAGCCAGUAUUGAGAUUGUCCGACGUGCAAAUGGCAGUCAACCUAACAACGUGGCCACAUUGGUUGCAUUCACCGGCUAAUAGCCAACUGAUAAAGACUGGCCUAGACAAUGACGACUUAAUCAGCUGGAAUGGAGUAUCCAGACUAAUUUUCCUUUCGGCCCUUGCAGCUAUAGGCAGCAUGGGAAGUAUUUUCAUUAUCAGUGCAGUAACUCUUCUGGAGUCACUACAAGUACGAGGAAGUAUUUACUUGGUUAAUCUGGCCCUUGCUAACUUAUUGACAACUGCUCUUGUUGUCCCGGCAUCGUGUAUAGCUAUCCUAGCGUCCAUUCCGAAUGACCGUGGAAUUUGUAAUUUCAAGUGGCUGACCACAGUAAUUUGUUUCCUCGUAUCUGUAUUUUCUUUUAUGUUUAUGUCAGUGGAGAACUUUCUCGGAUUGGGCGAUAGAGUUAACUAUGAACAGUGUUGUACAAAAAAUAGGAUCGUUCUUGUUGUAACAACCAUCUGGGUAAUAUCCAUUGGCUUUGCAGUGAGUCAGCAGGCCACAGGAUUUGGGCCGUCCUUCUGUAAUCCUUCUGCUCCCGUCUGGGUUCCUUAUCAUGUCAUGGCUGGGGUCAUGUUCGUCAUUAUACCAACUCUAGUCACCAUGGGAUAUUUUUUUAUGUCUGUCUUUAAACUGAAGAGCUUCAAAACUCAGAUGGAGAUUUUGGAAGAUCCACGAGCCUACGUUUUGACAGAUGAGUAUCUGUUGAAGAGUAACAUCGUGGUAUUUGUCUUGAUGCUAGUGAUGUGGAUUCCGGGCAUAACAGUGGCCACCAUCAGUACCUUUCGUCCAGUUUCUCAGCAACUACUGGACAAUUCCUGGUGGGCAGCCCUCAGCAACUCCUGUAUCUAUAGUUACCUUUACGCAGCCACCAAUCGUAACUUCCGGGAAGUCUUUAACAAACUCUUUUAUUACUGCUGUUGCAAAAGCCACGUGACCUUCUCUCGAAGGCAGCAGGUUUCUAGACAGGGUGAAGGAACUGGAAUAGGUCUUCGGUUACACAUCAUUCCUGGUCUAAACAUCUAUGCCCAUAGGAAAGAAACGUAUAAAGAUAGUAAUCGGAAUAACCAGACCAAAAGUGGAAAAGUAGUUAGUGAUCUAUAAGA
This is a messenger RNA of Limulus polyphemus (Atlantic horseshoe crab), 1602 nucleotides long. RefSeq names its product mu-type opioid receptor-like. NCBI's taxonomy places the organism in Eukaryota, Metazoa, Arthropoda, Merostomata, Xiphosura, Limulidae. Gene Ontology annotation, molecular function: G protein-coupled receptor activity. The record is from RefSeq and is a predicted model, not a curated record. Bases 485 to 1600 code for a protein of 371 amino acids. Gene Ontology annotation, cellular component: membrane. The transcript is spliced from 4 exons. Gene Ontology annotation, biological process: G protein-coupled adenosine receptor signaling pathway; adenylate cyclase-activating G protein-coupled receptor signaling pathway.